This is a messenger RNA of Meloidogyne enterolobii, 871 nucleotides long. Lineage: Eukaryota; Metazoa; Nematoda; Chromadorea; Rhabditida; Meloidogynidae. The record is from the annotation of a GenBank genome assembly.
UUAUAUUUUUUUGUUAUUUCAAUUUAAUUUAAAUUAUACAGCGCUGCAACAAUUAAUUAAAGCAGGGAAAAAUUCCGCCAUAUGUCGCGGAACCGAUUCGGACAAGCGAUAUGUCAAAGAGCUCGCCGAGCAGAGUUGAAUGACAAUUCAACCCCCGGUCUUAACUUUGGGGCCAAGAUACAGACAAAACCCCUGCGCGAUGAGCAGGGUUUUGUACAAGCAUCUCGUCGACUCCAAUAGGAUUGCUUUAGUCCAAAUCCUGUUCAAUUACGUUGAUUUGACGAAUAAAGAAACAAAACUUUCAGACUCUUUUGGCUUGGACCCUAGCCACGUUAUUUUAUUAGUUUUUUAACGCACGCGAGGCAUCUAUCAAUAAUUCUCACUCACAAUCAGCGUUUUACUAUAUAGAGUUCAUUACUCUUUUUAGCAAUCAAAUAAUAUUUUAAACUUUGUUUUAUUUAAUUGGAUUACAAAAAAUCCAAUUAAUACAAUGAUCAUUUUUUUAGAUUAGAGUACUUAUAAUAUGACAACCAUUGAAACUGAAGUACCCCAACUUAAAGGAGGCCAUCCACCAGCCGAAAAAAUUUCUGGUGGAAUCCGAAUUGCGCGCAAAGAGCGUAAUCUAUCCGAUGAGAAGGAAAUGUCUGCCGAAAAGUCUGGGUCACCAACCGAAUCUAAUGCUUCGGAAGAGUCACGUCUUUCUGAUGAAGCUAACAAACGUCAAGCUACCAACACCAAUCGCGACUUUCCACCAGAGGCUAUACGGGCUUUUCAUGAGAAGCCGCAUCCCUCUCAUGAAAUACACGCUUCGAAUCGCAGCAAUGCUGCCAAAAUGCAAUGUCAUCGCCAAUUUCAGCCUCGCAAACAAUAA